Molecule: messenger RNA, 532 nt
Organism: Hyalella azteca
Lineage: Eukaryota; Metazoa; Arthropoda; Malacostraca; Amphipoda; Hyalellidae
Product: protein brunelleschi-like
Exons: 5
Coding region: 23-532 (169 amino acids)
Cellular component (GO): trans-Golgi network
Source: RefSeq, a predicted model, not a curated record
AGACCCUCUGCACUGCCUACAAAUGGGCGGAUGGGGCGCGCUGCAAGUUCAGCUGAUCCAGGAGGUGGUCGGGACGAGUCGUCGCAUGGGGGCGGUGGAGGCCUGCUGUCGUCACCAGGCCUUCCUUCUUGCUGCUCUCUUGCACCACCUCACUCCAGCCCAGCGGCAGGAGGCUGCACUCAUGCUGCACACGCUCACUCAGCAGUCUGCUGCUCAGGCCCUCAACGCCCCGAACAGCUCCAGCAGCAGUUCAGGCAGCUCUGCAGUCUCUGGGUCUGUCGCAGCCAUCGCCCAGCAGUCUACUGCUGCGGCAACCCCACACAACCUCCUCCCUCCUGUUAACCUCCUCAGUAUACCCUUCUGCCGGUCCGUCAAAGUACAACCCCCCAAAAGCGGCCAUCAGUUGCGGAAGUUCGCCAAGGUGUGCAGCGAUGAGCCUGCUGGCCCCUUCAUAUUCUCGCCCUUCUCAUCUCUCACGAACGCCGUGGCCAAACCGGCCAAUACUUUCGUGGACUAUACGAUUCGAAUCUAA